Monodelphis domestica (gray short-tailed opossum) is the source of this 489-nucleotide messenger RNA. Lineage: Eukaryota; Metazoa; Chordata; Mammalia; Didelphimorphia; Didelphidae. The record is from RefSeq and is a predicted model, not a curated record.
AUGAAUCAGUGGAACAGAAAAAAAUGUCUGAUUCGAGACAGUUUUUAUUCUUAUAAGAGUUUCGAGAGUGCCGUGGCCCCCAACGUGGCGCUCGCCCCUCCUCCACAGAAGAUUGUGAGCAGCACCUCCUGCACCACCAUGGUGGCCCGGGCCCCCGAGCCCCUUCCCACCUCCAUCCAGCCCCGGAAACGAAAGCUGCCCAUGGAGACUCUGGGCGUCCCGGAGACCCUGGUCCCUGCUGCCGCCCCCGAAGAUGAGAAGGAUUCCGAGGCAGACGUGAAUUCUUGCCGGAACCUGGUGCCCCCGGGGGAAGCGACAGGGGGGAGCGGGGGGGGGCACAGUGCAAAGUGGCACAGAGAAAUGUCCACAGCCACGGUGGCAUCAGGCCUCGAUGUGUCCUGGACAGCGGUGCUGGCGGAUGGCAGCGGGGAUCCUGUGCCCAAGAACCGCACAGUAUCAGUUCUGAGACAGAACAGCAGCAAGCACUAG